UCUGUGCGAUCUUAGCUUGCCAUUUGACGCAAAGCAUACCCAGCAUUGAGACCUCCCGGUCGAAUUGAGUCCCUUGCUAUACCACCUUUUAUUGGGGUCGUGCAGUGCAAAAAAGUUUACUUUUGUGAUAUUUUUAGAUCGUGCACCGUAACCCAUUUCGAAAUCUUGAUAAAGCGCAUUGUAAUCCGUCGCAAAAAUGACGCUCGUGUGGGGUAUUAUUGCAUCGUUCCUAUACCUGGAAAUAUUCGUCGUUCUCCUGCUCGUACUGCCCCUCAGAAGCCCACAGCAAUGGCAUCGAUUUUUCAAAUCUCGUUUCCUGGCGAUGCUGAGCCGACAGGCCCAAACCUAUUUCUAUCUACUGCUAGCGGUGUUGGUGCUGUUCCUGCUGGAAGCCAUCCGUGAAAUGCGAAAGUAUUCCUCCAACGAUCACUCUCACACCGAAACGCACCUGAACGUGGAGAUGCAGCACAGCAUGCGAUUGUUCCGAGCGCAGCGAAAUUUUUACAUCUCCGGCUUUGCCAUCUUCCUGUCGCUGGUGAUUCGUCGCCUCGUAUCGCUCAUCAGUGGCCAAGCAGUGCUGCUCGCCCAAGCGGAAGCUUCGAUGAAGCAGGCUCAAAGUGCAACCAGUGCGGCACGCACCUUGAUGAACCAGCAGAAAGGCGAUGAUAAGUCAGCUGAUGGCAAGGGCAAACCAGCUGGUGAUGGUGCCACUACCGAUGAUCUUAAGAAAAAGGUUGCAGAUCUCGAACAAGAACUGGCUAAAGAACGCAAGGACAAGGAAGCGAUGAAAUCACAGUCCGAAAGUCUGAAUCGUGAAUACGAUCGUCUUACGGAAGAGUACAGCAAACUACAGAAGAAAAUCACAGUUUCCAGUCCGGAUAAAAGCGAUUAAAUGGAAUAACUAAGACCACUAAGUGGAGGUCCGCGUCAAUAUGCAUUAACGGUUUUGGGGUUGUUUUGUGCCGUCCGCCCGUCGUGCGCAAUUCUCUUGUACGCGUUAGGGCGGUGGGAGGUAUUCAUCAGUCAUCCUUUUUCACAUUUCUUUUUCUCUAACUAGUUCACGUUUGAUCUUGUAAUAAGUCACGCUUUGGGUAGUUUUCGGGCAGCAGGUGGACGGAACGAAACCUACAACCAGAUAGCCUUUCGGGCAGAAUGAAAUUAACGAGAGCACUGAUUUUGGAGUUAGCUCGAAACAGCCGAUUAUGGCACCAAGGGAAGAGAAAAGAAGCAAAUCUUUUCUAUUAAAAAUGUACUGAAUGUAAGAUGCUGAAAUAAAUAAUAAAUGUUUAA
This is a messenger RNA of Anopheles nili, 1290 nucleotides long. RefSeq names its product B-cell receptor-associated protein 31. The record is from RefSeq and is a predicted model, not a curated record. Lineage: Eukaryota; Metazoa; Arthropoda; Insecta; Diptera; Culicidae. Gene Ontology annotation, biological process: intracellular protein transport; endoplasmic reticulum to Golgi vesicle-mediated transport. The transcript has 3 exons. Gene Ontology annotation, cellular component: endoplasmic reticulum; endoplasmic reticulum membrane. The coding region runs from base 197 to 892 and encodes 231 amino acids.